CUCUCCUCAGGGCUCGGCCUGAAGUCGUCGAUGUGGACGAGUCUCCGUUGACAUCGAGGCGUGUGUCAGAGGUCAGAGGUCAUGAUGACGACGGUGGCCGCCGACUUCGACCACAUGGAGCUGCAGCAGCACUACAGCAGCAACGACACGGUCAACAACCGCUGGGACGAUGAGUGGGACAACGAGAACAGCUCGGCCCGCCUCUUCGAACGCUCACGCAUCAAGGCGCUCGCAGAUGAGCGCGAGGCGGUGCAGAAGAAGACCUUCACUAAGUGGGUGAACUCUCACCUGUCCAGAGUCUCCUGCAGGAUCACAGACCUCUACAUGGACCUGAGGGACGGACGCAUGCUCAUCAAGCUGCUGGAGGUCCUGUCAGGAGAGAGACUGCCGAAGCCCACGAAGGGCCGGAUGAGGAUCCACUGUCUGGAGAACGUGGACAAAGCUCUGCAGUUCCUGAAGGAGCAGCGGGUUCACCUGGAGAACAUGGGGUCACAUGACAUCGUGGACGGGAACCACCGACUGGUGCUGGGCCUCAUCUGGACCAUCAUCCUCCGCUUCCAGAUCCAGGACAUCAGCGUGGAGACUGAAGACAACAAAGAGAAGAGAUCUGCUAAAGACGCCCUGCUGCUGUGGUGUCAGAUGAAGACUGCCGGGUAUCCGAACGUGAACAUCCACAACUUCACCACCAGCUGGAGAGACGGGAUGGCUUUCAACGCUCUCAUCCACAAACACAGACCCGAUCUGAUCGACUUUGACAAACUGAAGAAAUCCAACGCUCACCAUAACCUGCAGAACGCCUUCAACCUGGCCGAGCAACACCUGGGCCUGACCUCACUGCUGGACCCCGAGGAUAUCAGCGUGGACCAUCCUGAUGAGAAGUCCGUCAUCACCUACGUGGUCACGUACUAUCACUACUUCUCCAAGAUGAAGGCUCUGAAGGUGGAGGGGAAACGCAUCGGGAAGGUUUUGGACAACGCCAUCGAGACGGAGAAGAUGGUGGAGAAGUACGAGUCUCUGGCCUCAGACCUCCUGGAGUGGAUCGAGCAGACCAUCAUCAUCCUCAACAACAGGAAGUUCGCCAACUCUCUGCUGGGGGUCCAGCAGCAGCUCCAGGCCUUCAACACCUACAGGACCGUGGAGAAGCCCCCCAAGUUCACGGAGAAAGGGAACCUGGAGGUUCUCCUGUUCACCAUCCAGAGCAAGAUGAGGGCCAACAAUCAGAAGGUCUACAUGCCCCGCGAGGGGAAGCUGAUCUCAGACAUCAACAAGGCCUGGGAGCGUCUGGAGAAGGCGGAGCAUGAGAGGGAGCUGGCUCUGAGGACUGAGCUGAUCCGUCAGGAGAAACUGGAGCAGCUGGCCCGGCGCUUCGACCGUAAGGCCGCCAUGAGGGAGACCUGGCUCAGCGAGAACCAGCGGCUCGUGUCCCAGGAUAACUUUGGAUUCGACCUGCAGGCCGUGGAGGCGGCCACCAAGAAACACGAGGCCAUCGAGACGGACAUCGCGGCCUACGAGGAGCGGGUCCAGGCCGUGGUCUCUGUGGCGAAGGAACUGGACGUGGAACAUUACCACGACAUCAAACGCAUCACGGCCCGGAAGGACAACGUGAUCCGGCUCUGGGAGUACCUGCUGGAGCUCCUGAAGGCCCGCAGGCAGAGGCUGGAGAUGAACCUGGGUCUGCAGAGGGUCUUCCAGGAGAUGCUCCACAUCAUGGACUGGAUGGACGAGAUGAAGAUGUUGCUGCUGUCCCAGGACUACGGGAAGCACCUGUUGGGGGUCGAGGACCUGAUGCAGAAACACGCUCUGGUGGAGGCCGACAUCGCCAUCCAGGCGGACCGCGUGAAGGCCGUCGCCACCAACGCCCAGAAGUUCUCCAUCAACGAUGACGGCUACAAGCCCUGUGACCCUCAGGUAAUCCUGGACCGGGUCUCUCACCUGGACUUCUGCUACCAGGAGCUGACCCAGCUGGCCGCCGAGCGCCGCGCCCGCCUGGAGGAGUCCCGCCGUCUCUGGAAGUUCUUCUGGGACAUGGCGGAGGAGGAGGGCUGGAUCCGUGAGAAGGAGCAGAUCCUGUCCUCCCUGGAGCACGGCAAAGACCUGACGGGGGCGCUGCGCCUCCUCAGCCAGCAGCGCGCCUUAGAGGACGAGAUGACCGGGCGGGCGGGACACCUCCAGCAGACCAUCACGGAGGGCGAGGCCAUGGUGGAGGCGGGACACUUCGCCGCCACCAAGAUCCAGGACCGCAUCGCCGACCUGAAGGCUCAGUGGGCGGCGCUGGAGCAGCUGGCGGCGGCGAGGAAGACGAGGUUGGAGGGAGCUCUGGCUCUGCACCAGUUCCAGGCGGACGCCGACGACGUGGACGCCUGGACCCUGGACGCCCUGAGGAUCGUCUCCAGCGGCGAGACGGGACACGACGAGUUCUCCACGCAGGCUCUGGUCAGGAAGCACAAAGACGCCGCGGCGGAGGUGGCCAGCUACCGCCCGGUCAUCGACUCCCUCCACGAGCAGGCCGCCUCCCUGUCCCCUGAGGAGGCGGAGUCUGAGGAGGUGCGUGGUCGCCUGGCGGGCAUCGAGGAGCGGUACAGAGAGGUGUCAGAGCUCACCAAGCUCAGGAAGCAGGCGCUGCAGGACGCGCUGGCCCUCUACAAGAUGUUCAGCGAGGCCAACGCCUGCGAGGUCUGGAUCGACGAGAAGGAGCAGUGGCUGAACAGCAUGGAGAUCCCAGAGAAGCUGGAGGACCUGGAGGUGGUCCAGCACAGGUUCGAGAGUCUGGAGCCGGAGAUGAACAACCAGGCGUCACGCGUCGCCGUGGUCAACCAGAUCGCUCGCCAGCUGACGCACAAUGGACACCCGAGCCAGAAGGACAUCAAGACCCAGCAAGACCAGCUCAACAACCGGUGGAGCCAGUUCCGGGACCUGUUGGACCAGAAGAAGGAGUCCCUGAACUCGGCUCUCGGGGUGCAGAACUACCACCUGGACUGCAACGAGACCAAGUCCUGGAUCAAAGAGAAGACCAAAGUCAUCGAGUCCACCCAGGAGCUGGGUAACGACCUCACGGGGGUCAUGGCCCUGCAGCGGAAACUGACCGGUAUGGAGCGGGACCUCGCCGCCAUCGAGGACAAACUGGGGGAUCUGCGGGGCGAGGCCGAGCGUCUGGCGGAGGAGCACCCGGACCAGGCCAAGGCCAUCACGGGCCGCCUGGCCGAGAUCAACGCGGUCUGGGAGGAGAUGAAGAACACCCUGAAGACCCGGGAAGAGUCUCUGGGCGAGGCCAGGAAGCUGCAGCAGUUCCUGCGCGAGCUGGACGACUUCCAGUCCUGGCUGUCCCGCACUCAGACCGCCAUCGCCUCCGAGGACAUGCCCAACACCCUGACCGAGGCCGAGAAGCUCAUGGCCCAGCACGAAGGCAUCAAGAACGAGAUCCAGAACUACGAGGAGGACUACCAGAAGAUGAGGGACAUGGGGGAGAUGGUGACUCAGGGCCAGACGGACUCUCAGUACAUGUUCCUGCGUCAGCGUCUCCAGGCCCUGGACACGGGCUGGAACGAGCUCCACAAGAUGUGGGAGAACCGGCAGAACCUCCUGUCCCAGUCCCACGCCUACCAGCUGUUCCUCCGGGACACCAAGCAGGCCGAGGCCUUCCUCAACAACCAGGAGUACGUCCUGGCUCACACCGAGAUGCCGACCACGCUGGAGGGCGCCGAGGCCGCCAUCAAGAAGCAGGAGGACUUCAUGACCACCAUGGACGCCAACGAGGACAAGAUCAACGGCGUGGUGGAGGCCGGCAGGCGCCUCGCCAGCGACGGGAACAUCAACGCCGAGAAGAUCCUGGAGAGGGUCGCGUCCAUCGACGACAGACACAAGAAGAACCGAGAGGCCGCCGUGGAACUGCUGAUGAGACUGAAGGACAACAGAGACCUGCAGAAGUUCCUGCAGGACUGUCAGGAGCUGUCCCUGUGGAUCAAUGAGAAGAUGCUGACGGCUCAGGACUUGUCGUACGACGAGGCGAGGAACCUUCACAGCAAGUGGCUGAAGCAUCAGGCCUUCAUGGCCGAGCUGCAGUCCAACAAGGAGUGGCUGGACAAGAUCCAGAAGGACGGCACCCUGCUGGUGUCGGAGAAGCCGGAGACGGACGCCGUGGUGAAGGAGAAGCUGUCGGCGCUGCACACCAUGUGGGCGGAGCUAGAGUCGACCACGCAGACCAAAGCCCAGUGUCUGUUUGACGCCAACAAGGCCGAGCUGUUCACCCAGAGCUGCGCCGACCUCGACAAGUGGCUGGGGGGUCUGGAGGGUCAGAUCCAGUCCGACGACUACGGCAAAGACCUGACGUCCGUCAACAUCCUGCUGAAGAAACAACAGAUGCUGGAGAACCAGGUGGAGGUGCGUCAGAGGGAGGUGGUGGAGCUGCAGAGCCAGGUGAAGGCUCUGGGUGAGGAGGUGAAGGACGCAGAGGAGGUGGACGGGCGGAGGCAGGUGGUGGAGAAGAAGUUCCAGGAGCUGCUGGACCCGCUGCGACGCCGCAGGAACUUCCUGGUGGCGUCCCGAGAGGUUUACCAGUUCAACCGCGACGUGGAGGACGAGAUCCUGUGGGUCCAGGAGAGGACGCCUGUGGCCACGUCCACGGACCACGGACACAACCUGCAGACGGUCCAGCUGCUGAUCAAGAAGAACCAGACCCUGCAGAAGGAGAUCCAGGGUCACCAGCCUCGCAUCGACGACAUCCUGGAGCGCAGCGCCAGCCUCCUGCAGGACGAGUCGUCCUGCGCGGCGGUGAUCCGGCAGCGUAUGGCGGACCUGCAGGAGCUGUGGAGGCAGCUGAGGGAGGAGGCGGAGCAACGCCACAGCCGCCUGGAGGAGGCGCACAAAGCUCAGCAGUACUACUUCGACGCCGCCGAGGCCGAGGCCUGGAUGAGCGAGCAGGAGCUGUACAUGAUGUCAGAGGAGAAGGCCAAGGUACGCUGCUCUCUCUGUGUUCAGCUGGAGUUGUUGGAGGUGAGGAGGAUGCAGGAGGAAGAGGAGCGGCUGAGGAAGCCUCCGACCCCAGAGCCCGUCGUGGUGUUGCAGGAGGAGCCUCAGCAGCAACAGAGCGGGACCAUCACUGAGAACGGAGUGCCUUCAGACCAGGACUCUCCUCGGGACGGCGUGGACGGCGGCGAGCUGGUGAACGGCGUUGCUGAGCGCAGCUCGAAGGAGCCGAGUCCAGGAGCGUCACCGACCUCCGGCAGGAAGAGCAAGACCAGCCAGUCCUCCACGCUGCCCUCCAAGAACCAGGACUCGUCCUCCCUGCUGGAGGGGCUCCUGCACCGCAAACACGAGUUGGAGGCGCACAACAAGAAGGCGUCCAACAGGUCGUGGCACAAUGUGUACUGCGUCAUCAACAACCAGGAAGUGGGCUUCUACAAGGACAGCAAGGCGGCGGCUCAGGGAGUCCCCUACCACAACGAGGUCCCCAUCAGUCUGAAGGAGGCCACCUGUGACAUAGCCUCAGAGUACAAGAAGAAGAAACACGUCUUCAAACUCAGACUCACUGAUGGAAACGAGUACCUGUUCCAAGCCAAAGACGAGGAGGAGAUGAGCACCUGGAUCCAGGCCAUCCUGAACGCUACCACCGACCACGCCGACGUUCAGGGCAGCCACCCCGGCACGCCGGUGUCCGGGCGCGCUCAGACGCUGCCGGCCACCGUCACGCUCACCACGGAGUCGAGUCCCGGGAAGAGAGAGAAGGACAAAGAGAAGGAGAAGGAGAAACGCUUCAGUCUGUUCAAGAAGAAGCAGUAGAGAGGAGAGCGGGCCGCGCUUUGGUGAAACGGACUCUGAGACGUCACAUUUAGCUUCUUUACUUUAUCUACUGCCCCCUGCUGGACCACCACAGAACUGGAACCUGAGCCUCAGUCCUCCUGAGACCGGACUCUGGCUUUAUGGAGGUCUCACCUCGCUCCUAAAACACCUCCAUGAAGUUAGACUCACAGCCGUCACUCCUCCUUCACUUCCUGUUCCUAUAACGACCUUAAAUUAUCCUGAAGUCUGCAGCACGCCGUCUUCAGCACGCCACCUGCAGCACGCCGCCUGCAGCACGCCGCCUGCUGCAAGUCGCCUGCAGCACGCCGUCUGCAGCACGCCGUCUGCAGCACGCCGUCAGCAGCACGCCGUCUGCUGCACGCCGUCUGCAGCACGCCGUCUGCAGCACGCCGUCUGCAGCACGCCGUCUGCAGCACGCCGUCUGCAGCACGCCGUCUGCAGCACGCCGUCUGCAGCACGCCGUCCGCAGAGAUAAACUGCCAAACCACGAUCUGUGACGUCCUCUGGUGACUCAUCCGUCCGUUGGAGUCGUAGCAGAGUGAGCGCUCCCUGAAGGAGGAUCUGCGUUCAUCGUGUGGGUUAACUUAAAGAUGAAUCAUGACAUCAUAGUGAUGUCAUCGCCGAUCAGCCAGUGAGGAGGAGGCGUCUGAGCUCAGGCGAGGAACAGUUUCACCAAAGCGCAGCGUUGAUGGUGUUUGUUCGUCCUCGAUGCAGUUUUUUAUACCUUUGUGUUUCUGCGUGUGGUCGGCGGGGAGGCGGAGCCAGAGAGCGAGGGCGGCGGUGACGCGGUGUCCUCACGGCGUCCCCGCUGCUCUCUCUCUCUCGUGGCGUCAGCGACCACGCUCUCAUUCUUCUUCUUUGGUUUCUAUUCUUCGUCAGGUUGUUUUCUACUCGUUGGAGCCGGUCUGGAUUAGUCCCCCUCCUUGUGGGGCGGUCUUCAGAGACCCGUUCUUCCUCUGCCGUUGAGAAAUUGGACCAAUAGUGCUUUUUGUUUUGUUUCCUAUGAUUUCCUGUUUCCGACAGACUUUGUGUUUACGACUUGAGAACAGCCAAUCAGCUGGGAGGAGGAGGCGAUGUAGUUCACGUGCAUGAUCCGUCAGGCUCCAGGCCUGAGACACUUCUCCUCUUUUUUACCCUUCCUUCGUUCGGACGUCAGAGGGCGGAGAGGAGUGCGUGCUCACUCUGAGGCGGUGGACGGUGGCGGGUACGGCCGAAGGUUGCUUGCUCGUGGUCGGCUCGUGGCGGCGCUGCGUUGAGGUUCUGCUCUUUGAUACUCGUGUUGCUCUGCGUCUGUAUAUCUAUCGUCAUGUAUGGAAGUUAACGCCAUCUUACUGCACAAUCAGAUCGACAUCUAUAGGAAUGAAGAGUCUGAGAACAUAUCCAACUCAGACCAUCAAGGCUUUCUCAUGUAUGAAACUGCACCUGUAGAAGCUCUCUCUCUCUCCCUCUCUCUCUCUCUCUCUCUCUCCUCUCUCUCUCUCUCUCUCUCUCUCUCUCUCUCUCUCCUCCCUCUCUCUCUCCCUCUCUCUCUCUCACUCCCUCUCUCUCUCUCCCUCUCUCUAUCUCUAUCUCUCUCUCUCUCUCUCUCUGUUAAAUAUGUGCGAUGUCAUUAAAGCUUUUAAACUUUA
Molecule: messenger RNA, 7424 nt
Organism: Notolabrus celidotus (New Zealand spotty)
Lineage: Eukaryota; Metazoa; Chordata; Actinopteri; Labriformes; Labridae
Product: spectrin beta chain, non-erythrocytic 1-like
Exons: 28
Coding region: 82-5775 (1897 amino acids)
Biological process (GO): actin cytoskeleton organization; protein localization to plasma membrane
Cellular component (GO): plasma membrane; cell junction; cortical actin cytoskeleton
Molecular function (GO): phospholipid binding; structural constituent of cytoskeleton; actin filament binding
Source: RefSeq, a predicted model, not a curated record